Messenger RNA from Sodiomyces alkalinus F11, 990 nucleotides. RefSeq lists its product as hypothetical. The transcript has 3 exons. Lineage: Eukaryota; Fungi; Ascomycota; Sordariomycetes; Glomerellales; Plectosphaerellaceae. The coding region runs from base 1 to 990 and encodes 329 amino acids. The record is from RefSeq and is a predicted model, not a curated record.
AUGUUGCCCAUCGAGCUUGUGCAGGUGGCGUCUCUACUCGUCCUGGCCGGCGUAUCCCUCGCACAGGUGCCUCCAGGGCAUGCCGCGCUCUUCCCGGAAGGACUCAGUGUCCUCAACACCCGCCCCAGGAGUAUUGGCUUGAACAACAUGCAGGGCGUCCCCUUCGGAUUCACCCAGUGGGCGUUUGGCACUGUGCCGCAGGUCUGCUACAACGCGGCGGUUGACGACGGUUACUGCAACGUGUACGACCUCGAGGUCUACGAUGUAGAAUACGACGACUGCGCAGUUCCAUGGACGUUCUGUCGCUGUUCCGACUCGCCCCUGUCCAUUGAAGCCUUUGCUGGGCGUGUAGGUCGUCUUCCGGUUGCUGCCCGGCAGUAUGCUCGCUUCUUCUCAAGCUACGGAGGUAAUUCCUCGGCCUUUAGCUUCAGAAACGAUAUCACUUUCUUCGGUCCCAUCGAGGGACAGUCCGUCUACAUCCAUGAGCUUUCGCAUAAUCUUGACAGGCUUUACUCCCCUCCCGACUCCUUGACGAGUUUUUCAGGCACGGACGAAUAUGCCAAUGCUGUGGCGGCCGACAGCUGUUCUCCUGAUGACUAUGCCAAGACGAGCUAUGCGGAGCACUACGCCCAAACCAGCGUCAUGAUCGCCUACGACGUGACGGUAGGGCCGAUCGACAGUGUCCGGAACACGAGCUGCAUGGCCAACGCCUUCAACGCGGCCCGCAAGCACCUCGCACCUAUCUGGCAGUUCAAUGAGGUCGGUACGUGCACCUCGCGCCUUUCCGAAGACGACAGCCCGCGGGUGUGCAUGGGUCCCGAAGCGCCGUGCCCCGGAGACCCUGUGAGAGUUGCGUCCUCUGACUCUGAGUCUGAUCCUGAGGGGUUCCGGUGGGCCCCCGUGGUCGAGUCAGUGGACGACGAGGAGCUCGAGCGCAAGAGGAGGGCGGAAAGGGAGGCUGGCAUGAGGGGGUAUGCCGAGAUAGCGUAG